GCUAGCUACCUCUUUGCUAAGCAUAACCAGCAGCACAGCGACAAUAACGGUUUCGAGAUUCCAAACGCCAUUGAAAUUUCCACCUUCAUUCCGUUGGUCAACGACUUUGCCGCUGUUUUCUUUUUGUAGCAAAAUUUAAAUGACAAGAUUUGGUUAUGUUUCGUGACAGAUCGGAAGCUUAUUGAGUUGUACCUGCUGGGAAGCUUGUUUGAGACUGGAAUCAGUUUUUUAAAUACCAAAAGUUCGGCGUAAUCUGGAACAACCAAUUUCUAGGGUGAUGGGCAGGGAUACUGGCAGUCUACGUGUUGAUAAGAAGCCAAAUAUUGGAAAGGUGAAUUCUAAUGGUGUCUCUCGUGGUGGUACGAAUCAUACUUCCCCAAAACCACCAGGAGAAAGUGUUAACGUAAGAAAAAGUGAGGUUGAGGAAGGGCCACAAGUUGAACCAAGUUAUGAGAACCCGAACCCGAACCAAGAAGCCGAAGUUGUUAAAACCACUAAUCAAGAAGCUGUUUCUCCAAAACCUGAACCUUCAAAAUCAAGGGAGAAAAUUAUAACUUCUCUUGAGGAAAAUGUCACUGCUGGUCUGCAUAUAUCAUCAAACAACAGUACUUUCCAUUCCCCUAUAAAACCAAAGCAAUCACAGAGCUCUCCUUUCUCGAUACCAAGAGCUCAAAAAUCUUUUACGGAUAAAUAUCGUGAUGAUGAAGAUAAUUGGUCUCUGGCUUCAUCUGCUGCAACCUCACGGACGGUCAAAUCACGAGUAACGGUUGGAGUAGCUCCCUCUUUUAGAAGUGCCCAACGUGCUGCACAACGUAAAGAAUUUUAUUCAAAGUUAGAGCAAAAGCACCAGGCUCUUAAGGCAGAGAAGAUGGAGUAUGAAGCAAGGACCAAGGAGGAGCAAGAAGAAGCUAUAAAACAGCUCAGAAAGAGCAUGGUUGUCAAAGCAAAUCCCGUUCCCAGUUUUUACCGUCAAGGACCUCCACCAAAGGUUGAACUUAAAAAGCUACCUCUGACCCGUCCCAAGUCACCCAAUUUAAGUAGGAGAAAGAGUUGUGGUGAUGCCCCCCCUCAUCCAACCGUCAACGAGAAGGCUCUUUGUUCACGGGUACGUCACAGCAUUGGCACUUACAAACCCGGGAGUGCUACUUCAAGUCCAAUCAAGCAGACUCAGGGCCGCAACAUCAGCAAACCUACGGACCGCACCACCAAAAUCAAACAGGGCAAUGAAGCACCUAAAGUUACGCCUCUUAAAUUGUCCAAGGAGACCAACCCAGACAUCACGGUUCAGUCAUGACUCGGGUGAAGGUGAAAAAGAAAGUCGAAUUCCGCUGCAUUAAUGUUAAGUCAAGUUGUGAUUUCUGUGCUGGUAUAUUUCUGGUUGUAAUAGUAUAUAUCAUAUUAGAUAGACAGAGAAGACAGUGAGACACACUAAAGUGAUGUAAACUAUUUUCAUUCUAAUGUCUGUAACACUUGUCUUUUCACUUUCCUAAUUUGGCAAUUUUGAUUU
Molecule: messenger RNA, 1507 nt
Organism: Helianthus annuus (common sunflower)
Lineage: Eukaryota; Viridiplantae; Streptophyta; Magnoliopsida; Asterales; Asteraceae
Product: protein WVD2-like 1
Exons: 8
Coding region: 278-1294 (338 amino acids)
Biological process (GO): microtubule cytoskeleton organization
Molecular function (GO): microtubule binding
Source: RefSeq, a predicted model, not a curated record